Elaeis guineensis (African oil palm) is the source of this 746-nucleotide messenger RNA. NCBI's taxonomy places the organism in Eukaryota, Viridiplantae, Streptophyta, Magnoliopsida, Arecales, Arecaceae. The record is from RefSeq and is a predicted model, not a curated record.
CUGCGCUGCAGCAGUAAAUUAAAACGAAAAAAAGAAUCAAAGAAUGGCAAUGGCAGCUGGUGCCUGGAAUAGUGGGAUUAUUAUCCCACGCUUCUCGUCCUCCUCUCUACCUCGUUGCCGUCCUCCGGCGAAGCCCUCGGUCCUGCUCGACCCUAAAACCCCAAACAUCUGUUUCGCCUCCUCGUGGAUCCAGAGGAGGAAGACAACGCCAAGGAGCGUCUGCUUCUCUUCACGCCCCGAUGGACGCCCCGAAGCCGAAGAAGGAAUCGAAGCCCUCGACGAUGCGCUCCUCUCUUCGGAUGAUUUCGGUUACUUAUGGAAAUUGGCAGCUGGGUCUGUUGGCAGUGGUGCAGCCAUUAAAUAUGGAAGUAUUAUUUUCCCUGAGAUAACAAGGCCCAACAUAUUACAAGCUCUGCUAAUGGUUUCACUACCAGUACUGGUGGCAGUUCUGAUCUUAAUCAAGGAGAGUAGAACAGAGAGCCAAAGGGAGGAUUUACUCUAGCACUAAUAUGGAAUCCAUCCUCUGAUAAAAUCCACAUGACUUCUGAUAUUUAUGCUUCCAACUUUUAACAGAUUUCCGUUCAUCGUUCAUAAUUUUAUAUAUGUGAACGUUUUUUGCUUUUAAAAAGUGACUGGGAUUAAAUAUUGAUGUGAUGGUGUCAGUGUAAUGCAUGAUAAAGGACUCCAUCUAUGUAAAAUUCUGGUUUUAUUUUCUUUUCUCAUCAUUUAAUUUUUGGUCAUGUUUU